AACAAAAGCUACAUUGGCUGACCACUGGAAAAUGAUAUGGCAGGAACAUGUUUAUCAAAUUGUUAUGUUGACAAAUUUGGUGGAAGGUAUUAAGAUUAAAUGUGAACAAUACUGGCCUAGUGGUGAUAAACAAAUGGUCCAUGGAGAUCUGAUCAUCCGUCUUAAUGCUGAAAAAGAAAGAACAGCUUAUGUCACAAGGGAGAUAACAAUUGAAGACAAAAAGACUAGCAAAAAGCGUAAAGUGACUCAGUAUCAUUUCACAGCUUGGCCAGAUCAUGGGACACCAGAUCCUCUGUACCUUGUAUUGUUUCAUAGACAUGUCAUAUCUGAUUCCAAAGCUGGACAUUCAGGACCUUUGCUGGUUCAUUGCAGCGCUGGUAUUGGGAGAACAGGAACAUAUAUUGCCCUUGAUGCUUUGUUGGAAGAAGGACGUACUACAGGAUUUCUUGAUAUUUUUGAAUAUCUAAAGAAAAUGAGAUACAGCCGGAUGAAUAUGAUUCAAACUGCGGACCAGUACGUAUGUUUGCACUAUACCCUUCUUGAAGCUUUCACUAUGAAAGAUACAAAGAUUCGUAAAGACAAGUUUAGUGAAGUCUGGACGAGUAUAUCGACAGAUAAGACACCGGUCAAUCAUCAAAGACUAGACAAAGAAUUCAAGAUGCUAAAUGCUAAAAAGGAUGAGCAAAACCAAACUCAACAUAAUGCUGCAAUGAGUACAACAAACUUAGCGAAAAACAGAAACAAAGAUGUUAUACCAAUUGAUGAUAAACGAGUUUAUCUUGUAUCCUAUGGGAAAGGAAGAUCGGAUUAUAUCAAUGCAGUACAAGUACCUUCUUACACCAAGUUUGUUGGCUACAUUACCACACAGCUACCAUUACCAGACACUAAGGUAGACUUCUGGACAAUGAUACGGGAUCACAGCUCUUCGACCAUUGUACUGAUUAUUAACAACAAAAAAGAGGCUGACCUAGUGUACUCUCAGUCGGAUGAUAAUGUAACCAUUGGUGAAUUCAAUAUAAAGAUAUCGGCACGAAGAGUAGAAGAAAAUGACAUAACAGAGGCAACCAUUGUUCUCUCUAAAAAGGAUGACAAACCGAGAUCAAUAGUAUUGUUCCAAGUCAUAUGUAAAAGUAUACCUGACCCUGCUGUACUCUGUAAACUUGCUGACCUUAUUUCAACAAGUGCAACUAUGUCAAAUGAUCCGAUAACAGUUGUAAGCAGUGACGGUGCCAAGAAUUGUGGUCUGUUUUGUGCUUUCACCAAUGCCGUGUCCAGCAUGCAGAUCGAUAAUAACGCAGAUAUCUUCCAACUUGUGAGACUUCUACAAUUAAGGCGUCCGGAGUUCUUCACCGACUUUGAAGAAUAUAAAAGGUGUUAUGCAGCUUUGCAUGUUCAUCUGGAGUCUGCAAAUGUUUAUGCAAAUUUUUAAUUGUGCACAAAUGAAAGAACUGACUGAAAAGGAACAUGUUGUACUGUUUCAUCAUGAAAGAUCUAUGUGUAGAUGUAUAAAUUCUGCUAAUGUUGUUUUUAUAUAGCACAACUUUUCACUAAUCAAGAAGCUUGUAUUUAUUAUUUAAAUGUUUAUUACUGAAUAUAUUUUUCUUUCGAUUGUAAUGGUUAUUUUGUUACCCAUGAUGCAUAUAAUAUUUAGAAAAUAACUCAUCAAAGAAUUCAAAUAGAGAAAAAUAUUUAACGUUUGACCGAACAACACAUUAAUUCGCGAAUGCACGUAGCGCAUGCAUUAAUUAUCAGUGUUGUUCGGUCACGAGUUGAUUUUUUUUAUCUAUUUCAAUUCUUUAUUUAGUUAUUCUUUUUAUUACAUUGGCAAAUGGCUUUUUUUAAGAAUUUAAUGUAAAAUAUGUAAGGAACUAUAUCUUUUUUUCUACGCAUUCACAAUUUGUUUUGCCCCGUCGUUGACAACGCCUAUUGUACGACGUCAGAGAGUGAAAUAACCACGUUUAUUUCACGUUAAACUAUCGGUUUUUAUUAAACUGGUAUAUCAAUGCAAUUCAUUGCAACCAAUGUAAUAAGUUCAUACAAUUCUCCGAUAUUGAAUGUAUUUGUUACCCGCAAUAUUAUGUUUAGCCAGCCAAAUUAAAGUCAAGGCAAUUCAUAAGUUAAUAAAAUUGAGAAUGGAAAUGGGGAAUGUGUCAAAGAGUACUAAUGUAUACAUCGACUUUUCAAGGUUUUCGUCGACUUUUCAAGUUUAUCGUAGAAUUUUGAAGGUUCUCACGAAAGAUUCAUAAUCGUUGUUACUUUAUACGGACCUUGUAUAAAUAGUUUUAUACUAAUUGUCUGUGUGAAAAUUUUAGUUUUACAAAAAAAACAUCAAGGUUUAUGUAAAUAUGAAUUAGACAUCUUGUCAUUUAAGUUUUUGAUUUCGCUGAGUGAAAACUUAAAAAUUAGCGGCUCAAUUUCUGUGACUGCAUUACUGUUUAUACAUGACUAACAUAGAAAUACUACAGGAUUUAUCUUAGCAGAUUCUACUUAAAUGCAUAACUUGUCCAAUAGGGUUUACUUGUGUCUUGCGUUCAUUCAAUAUAUUCUAUAUGUCUAUCAAAUCCAUGUGAUCUAUAUCCUUUUUAUAUACUUUUGAUAGAUUAUUUCAAACCAGAAGCAAUACAACUUUAAAUGCUUCGAUAUUUCUAAUAAGUCAGUUGGGUGGAUCCGAGAUUCAGUCUGAUCUGUUAUUUUCUCAGCUUUGUCAACACAUCUAAGUAUUGAACAUAUAUAUGAAGCUAUAUGGACUGUAUUUGCCUCUCGCUUAAAUCUUAACAAUUAUAAAAGUUUCUGUAUUUUCCUUUUCUUUGAAUCCUUGAACUUUUUAUUUUUCUGUUGGAUAAGGGACUUUCAGUUUUUAAUUUUCCUUUGAGUUAGGUAUUUUUGUUGUUUUGUUUUUUUGUUUUGUUUUUUUUUUGUUUGCUUUUUUUGUUGUUUUUGUUGUUUUAACUUUUCAGUAUUUUUAUCAUUAGUGAAUGCAAAAAGUUUGUAGAGCUAUGAAUAGAUAAACCUUCGACUUGCACCAGUUAUCUGUAAAGGUAAAAGGUUAGUUUAUUAUUUUUUUUAAUGCCUGAUCUCUUAAAAGCUACACACAGGGAAUUUGACUAAUUUUGAAAAAAAAAUGAGAUUGUAUUCCAUUGACAUCCUUUGCAAGAUUAUUCUUUAAUACAUUUUUAUUUUUAAUAUUUUUUUCAUCUAUAAAUCAUAAGGCAACACUAACCAAUCAUUUUUUUUUGUAUGGUCGCUCCCAAUCAGUAUUAAACCGAUGGUAAAACAACACAUAACAAGCCAUGCAAUCAUAGUCGUAUGACUUUAUUAGUAGUGUUAGAUUCGUUCCCUAAGUAAACUCUAAGACUGAUAUUAUGCUAUCGUAUUAUUUGAGUUAAGGUUGAGUACUAAGCACCACUUACAUGAAUUGUACGUUAUAGCGUAAGAUGAAAACAAUCUUCUUUUUAUAUCAAUGUCGGAGCACCAUUUAUGUUUAAGCUACGACCUUACUAGUCGAAAACUGGUUAGUUUGAAAACCAAGGGUUUAGUUUAAGUUACUCUGGGAACUGUGUUUAUGAAAAGGUGUAUUCAAUGAAAAAUUAAAAUGACUGAAUUCUUUUUACUUUAUUUUUGUGUGUAUAGUUGUAUAUAUUAUGUAUAGUUUUAUUACAAGAACAUUUUAUUGCAUACCUACCUUUUGAAAUGUUAGAGCAUGGUAUAUUUUGUUUUAUUUUGUUUUAUUUACUGUUGUAGUUUUAAAUUAAAUUUGCUUUCGCUUUUUUAAA
Molecule: messenger RNA, 3773 nt
Organism: Mytilus trossulus (common blue mussel)
Lineage: Eukaryota; Metazoa; Mollusca; Bivalvia; Mytilida; Mytilidae
Product: receptor-type tyrosine-protein phosphatase gamma-like
Exons: 12
Coding region: 32-1429 (465 amino acids)
Biological process (GO): protein dephosphorylation
Molecular function (GO): protein tyrosine phosphatase activity
Source: RefSeq, a predicted model, not a curated record